AUGUUCCGCUUCGCCGUCGCCAGAUCCGCCAGAUGCCUCGCCCAGGCUGCUCCUAGAGUCCAGGCCCCCAUCACCCGCCGUGUCGCUCCUUCAUCCUUCUUGCCUUCGACCACUGCCGCUCCUUCGACCUUUGUCUCGGCCGUCAGAUGCUACUCGGCACACGCUGGUCUCUCAAAAGAUGAGGUUCAGGGUCGCAUCCUUGACCUUUUGAAGAACUUCGACAAGGUCUCGGACGCCUCCAAGCUCUCUGCUCAGUCACACUUCACCAACGACCUCGGUCUCGACUCCUUGGACACUGUCGAGGUCGUCAUGGCCAUCGAGGAGGAGUUCAGCAUUGAGAUCCCCGACAAGGAGGCCGAUGCCAUUCACAGCGUGAACCAAGCUGUUGAGUACAUCCUCAGCCAGCCUGAUGCCCACUAG
Aureobasidium melanogenum CBS 110374 is the source of this 420-nucleotide messenger RNA. RefSeq names its product acyl carrier protein. Gene Ontology annotation, biological process: fatty acid biosynthetic process. The transcript has 6 exons. The record is from RefSeq and is a predicted model, not a curated record. Gene Ontology annotation, cellular component: mitochondrion. The coding region runs from base 1 to 420 and encodes 139 amino acids. Lineage: Eukaryota; Fungi; Ascomycota; Dothideomycetes; Dothideales; Saccotheciaceae. Gene Ontology annotation, molecular function: acyl binding; acyl carrier activity.